Molecule: messenger RNA, 1738 nt
Organism: Beta vulgaris subsp. vulgaris (sugar beet)
Lineage: Eukaryota; Viridiplantae; Streptophyta; Magnoliopsida; Caryophyllales; Amaranthaceae
Product: tubulin beta-1 chain
Exons: 3
Coding region: 98-1435 (445 amino acids)
Biological process (GO): microtubule cytoskeleton organization; mitotic cell cycle
Cellular component (GO): microtubule; cytoplasm
Molecular function (GO): GTPase activity; structural constituent of cytoskeleton; GTP binding
Source: RefSeq, a predicted model, not a curated record
ACAUUUUAAAAAAUAAAUAAAACCACUUACUCUUUCUUCUUUCUUCUUUCUUCUUUCUCUCUCCUAUUCUCAUCUCUCUCCUAAAGUAAAAAAAAAAAUGAGAGAAAUCCUUCACAUUCAAGGAGGACAAUGCGGGAAUCAAAUCGGUGCAAAAUUCUGGGAAGUAGUAUGUGCUGAACAUGGAAUUGAUCCAACAGGUCAAUACAAAGGUGAAUCAGAUCUUCAAUUUGAACGUGUAAAUGUAUACUACAAUGAAGCAAGUUGUGGUCGUUUUGUUCCUCGGGCCGUUCUUAUGGACCUUGAGCCCGGUACUAUGGAUAGUAUUAGGUCUGGCCCAUAUGGACAGAUUUUUAGGCCCGAUAACUUUGUUUUUGGACAAUCUGGUGCUGGUAAUAAUUGGGCUAAAGGUCAUUAUACUGAAGGUGCUGAACUUAUUGACUCUGUUCUUGAUGUUGUUAGAAAAGAAGCUGAGAAUUGUGAUUGUCUUCAAGGGUUUCAGGUAUGUCAUUCACUAGGAGGAGGUACAGGGUCAGGUAUGGGUACCCUUUUGAUAUCAAAGAUCCGAGAGGAGUACCCGGACCGAAUGAUGCUUACAUUUUCGGUGUUUCCGUCCCCGAAGGUGUCCGACACCGUGGUGGAGCCGUACAAUGCAACACUUUCUGUUCAUCAGCUAGUUGAGAAUGCUGAUGAGUGUAUGGUGCUUGACAAUGAGGCCCUAUACGAUAUCUGUUUUCGAACUCUCAAGCUUACAACUCCUAGCUUUGGCGACCUGAACCAUCUUAUUUCUGCAACAAUGAGUGGAGUAACCUGCUGCCUUCGCUUCCCUGGACAGCUGAACUCUGAUCUCAGGAAGCUUGCAGUCAACCUCAUUCCUUUUCCCCGUCUGCACUUCUUCAUGGUUGGAUUUGCGCCGCUUACAUCUCGUGGGUCCCAGCAGUACCGUGCCCUCACUGUCCCUGAACUCACCCAACAGAUGUGGGAUGCCAAAAACAUGAUGUGUGCUGCUGAUCCUCGUCAUGGCAGAUACCUAACCGCAUCAGCCAUGUUUCGUGGCAAGAUGAGCACCAAGGAGGUUGAUGAGCAGAUGAUCCAUGUGCAGAACAAGAAUUCAUCUUACUUUGUGGAGUGGAUUCCAAACAAUGUCAAGUCCACUGUCUGCGACAUCCCUCCCACAGGCUUGAAGAUGGCUUCCACAUUCAUUGGGAACUCAACAUCAAUUCAGGAGAUGUUCCGCCGUGUGAGUGAGCAAUUCACUGCUAUGUUCCGCAGAAAGGCCUUCUUGCAUUGGUACACUGGUGAAGGCAUGGACGAGAUGGAGUUCACUGAAGCAGAAAGCAACAUGAAUGAUCUAGUUUCCGAGUAUCAGCAAUACCAGGAUGCAACUGCUGAGGAGGAUGAAUAUGAAGAUGAGGAGGAAGAUUACCAAGAGGCUUAGGUCUAAGAAUUAAGAUCUGGUUUCUCAGGUUGAGACAGCUUGUCUAAUUGUGAAAUACAUACAAUUGUUGCUGGUUUUUUAAGAGUAUUAUACUAGUUUCUACAUAUUGUCUUAGAAUAGAAUUUAGAAUUUUGCAGUUUACAGAUGUAAUCUGUUAAACUAUCUGGUGUGAUUGUGGCUACAAUGUUUGGUUUAAUCCUGGUGAACUUUAUAGUGUCAUGGCUGAAGACAUGGUAGAUGUUUGGUAUGUUUUUGAGGCAAAGUUCAUAAAAAAUUGCCGAGCUCUUGCCUGCUCUUGCUCAA